Messenger RNA from Alternaria arbusti, 993 nucleotides. RefSeq lists its product as uncharacterized. Bases 1 to 993 code for a protein of 330 amino acids. Lineage: Eukaryota; Fungi; Ascomycota; Dothideomycetes; Pleosporales; Pleosporaceae. The record is from RefSeq and is a predicted model, not a curated record. The transcript has 2 exons. Gene Ontology annotation, molecular function: protein binding.
AUGGACAAGUACGCCGAAAAUCUGAACGGCACUUCUCCAUCAGAAAUCGCUUGGAACAGGAUCUGGGGUGAAGUUUACGACCCGGAGACCAGGAAUGAAUGUGCAAAUUUGCUAGGCACCGAAAGUCGGGAUGAUCAGAUCGAAAAGCGAAGGUUUACGCCCCUCCAUCGCAUUGCUCUUGGAUUAGAGCUUGGGAUCUCUAUCGAAACCCAAAUAAAAGAGACGGACGUUGAUGCGCCUGAUGCAAGUGGAAGGUCGGCGCUAUCCUACGCCACGGCACGUGGCGAUCAAGCCAUGUCUGCGACUUUGCUCAUGUGCAACGCUAGCGUCGUGCUAAAGCAACCGGGAGCCGAUGCGCUGCAUUGGGCUGUUACCGCAAAAGAUCCUUCGUGCAUCAAGCUUCUUCUGGAAUACUCUGCAGAUCCUAAUUCGAGAUCCGUAUACGGGGAGACAAGUUUACAUAUCGCUGCCAUGCGAUACGACGAUCCUGAACGACGCAUGAGCCUUCUGCUGUCCUCACUCGCUUCGAUCGAUGCUCAAGAUUAUGAAGGAUACACACCCUUGAUGUUUGCAGUUCAAAAGAAUCGUCCAAAAACCGUCAGAUAUUUGCUGGACAAACGCGCCAACAUCGACUUGGCAGAUCACGUUGGAUCACCGGCUAUGGCUUUUGCUAUCUUGAGUGAUAACGAGGAGAUUCUUGAUGUUCUCCUGCAGCACCCUUGCGACACAAUGUGGCAGACAGAACGGAGACAGACCUGGCUGCACCUUGCUGCAAGCACUGCCACAUCUUCCGUACUGAACCUUCUCCGAGAUCACGGCGUGAAGUGCGACUUCAACUCACCAGACAAGGAUGGGUACACCGCUGAACAGAUCUUUGAUCAUCGUCGAAAGUCGAGGGGCGCAGAUCUAUCAACGAUCGAGGCUUUUGACAAAUUACUGGCAUCCCUGCGUGUCACUGAACUCUCUGCAGAGGAACACGAUGAAAAGGCAUGA